CUCUCAUCACAGAUGUCGAAGACAGUGAAAUGCUUUUUCUAAAGUUGAGAAUGUGUAGUGAAUUUUGGUGGAGUCAAGCGCGACGACUUCAUCAGAAUCUUUUGAUUUUCGGUGUCAUUAAAACGUACUGAAAUUUAUUGCUGUCCGAUGAUAUUAUAUACAGAAAGUGAGGUGGUUAUUCAACAACAGAGAAUAUUUUUCUUAAUUUGAUAGAAAAUUUUUUCUUCUUCAUUUCUUGAACGGAACACUGCGACACCUUCUCAUAAACAUCGAUUUAUAUUUUUCUAUAAUUAAAAUCGACUGAGUGUUUAUUUCUUCUUAUUACAUCGGUUUCAUGUGAUAAAUUUAAACGUACAUACGAUUUAACAACAGUCAAAAGUGCAUAACAAAUCGGGACGGUAAAAAGUUAUCAUUUGGACGAAAAAAUAAAUAAAUAAAUCGAAGAAACGAACAACAAAUCGCUAUCAUUUUGUUGGUGGAUUGUAAUCGCAAAUUGCAUUAACUUGAGAUAAACCGAAUUAGAAGCAGAACAUUCAUUAUAAAUCAUUGUUGUAUACGGUUUUGUGGAUAAAAUUCGUUUUUAUCGCGGAGGAAUACAUCACCGACAAAAUAAUAACACAAGCGAAUUGGAUUAUCGUAGAUGAGCUUUUCUACCAAACCAGCUAGAGCAAAAAGGCCUUGUGGCAUAUCAUCAUUCAUACCAUUGGGUAUGUCCUGUCGGGAUCGGGCAGAAGCAUUUGCUCGUAGCUUACAGUCAAGAUUACGAACACUAGGAACACAGCCAUCCACACCUGUACAACCACCUUCUCCGAUAGUUCAAGAACCUCCCACUGAAAACACAUGGCUCAUACAAGGUGCAUCGAAUACCGACAACACAACAUCACUGAACCGCCUUCCCGAAACAGAUUCGUUUUUUGAUUUCGAUGCUGAGAUUGACAGUCCAGCCAGUCCAGCUGAAGAAAGUGAUUACAUCAAGCUAGUGGAAAAUGAAACGAAAGCAGAACCAACUAGUGACAUUGCAUCCGAAUCAGGUGUUUGUUCGUCGCUGUCGUCCCGAACCAAUAGCGGCGAUAGUCAUGUGUCAUCAGAUGGACAAUUUUUCGACCCAGAAAGUUCUGAGGCCGAUCAGCGUUCUCUGUCAUUAAGUAUUGACUAUUACGACUGUGUUGAUGGUAAAGCCAAAGAUUCGUCGUCGGAAUAUCAGAAUGGUUUUGCCUAUCCAGUAAUCGACAGCGACAGUUGUUCCGAAUCAUUACCGCAAUCUCAAAGUACGACUACCUCACUGUCGACAUUCACAGCAUUCAGUUCGGCUUCCAACAACACACUACAGGAUGAAGCAAUGCCUGACGUCGUUAUGCCUGGAGAACCGCUUGACACUGUGGAUUCUGGUUCAACAGAUGAUAGUGCUGACAUCAAUCGGACUGAAGGCCUGACAUCAGAUACAAGCAAAUUCGAAUACAUGAAAAGCUUGACACUGGAUUUUCCAAGAUUAAUCACAUCUUCACCAGAACGAUCGCCAGAGCCGAGUGACCAAAAUCAAGAAGCCGAUACGAAUGCAACAAAAACGGAACAUUUAACCGUGUCACAAGAAGAUGAUGAUGCCAAACCACAGCGUGUUCGUCGAUGUUCGUCAUUGAAAACUGGAAAAACUCCACCCGGUACCCCGGGACGAAAGAAAUUCGUUCGUUUUGCCGAUGUUUUGGGUCUCGACUUAGCGGACGUUAAAACGUUUAUGGAUGAAAUACCAACAGUACCACUGUCAGCCUAUGCCGACUUGCAUGUCAGCGACCCAAUGGACGAUCCGAUAUUAUUAGGACCUCCAGUUGAUCGAAUUCUGAUGCCACUGUUUCAACAACCUGGCGGUAUGCCCGGAUUCCUGGACUUGGUGCGAGAACAAAAGGUGUGCUUAGAAAAUGCAGCCGUCACCGAUCCAGUAUGCAUGACCAUUACGGGCUGUGUACGCGUACGGAAUUUAGAUUUUAACAAAUCCGUUCAUCUUCGGUAUUCGCUGGAUGGAUGGAGCAGUUUCUCCGACUUCCAAGCCAAUUACAUUCAAGGUUCCUGCGACGGAUUCUCCGAUAAAUUCAGUUUCACAAUAUUCGGCAAUUCACUACAAAUAGGUCAACGGCUGGAGAUGGCCGUACGGUUUUCGUGUAAAGGUGAACAGUUCUGGGACAGUAACUUUGGUGUCAAUUAUUGUUUUCAAUGUCUACCAGCGACGACACCACCAAGACCGUCAAAUACAUCGUCGGCAACAGCCGUUACACCGGAUGAGGGAUCAUGGUCGGGUACAUUCUAUUAAAG
Messenger RNA from Bradysia coprophila, 2304 nucleotides. It is a transcript of the gene Gbs-76A, whose product is annotated as Glycogen binding subunit 76A. Gene Ontology annotation, biological process: regulation of glycogen biosynthetic process. Gene Ontology annotation, cellular component: protein phosphatase type 1 complex. NCBI's taxonomy places the organism in Eukaryota, Metazoa, Arthropoda, Insecta, Diptera, Sciaridae. The record is from RefSeq and is a predicted model, not a curated record. Gene Ontology annotation, molecular function: protein phosphatase 1 binding; glycogen binding.